This is a messenger RNA of Cuscuta europaea, 3928 nucleotides long. The record is from the annotation of a GenBank genome assembly. NCBI's taxonomy places the organism in Eukaryota, Viridiplantae, Streptophyta, Magnoliopsida, Solanales, Convolvulaceae.
AUGAGAUAAAAGGCUAAAAGGUGUUAAAACCUAGGAAGAUGUAUAUGGCCAUAUGCGCACAUUCAAAAUGAAAUUCUGGAUCAAUUUUCAGAUCAAUUUUUCCAAUGAGGAGGGUUGCCGCCAGCUACGUACUCCUAUCCCUCCUCUAAAUUAAAAAACUACCACCAAAGUAAUUGCUAGUUAGCGCCAAAGUACGCCCUAAUUCAAUGAAGACUCCUAUUCAGUACGUUAACUGCUCUAUCAUAACUGUACUCAUAUUCAAUCCGAUCUCAAGAUAUACAUUGUAGCUUCUCCACAGUGCUGCUUGGCGUGCUCAGAAUGAUCACUUUUACGGUUGAAGUAAGCAGGUCACCAUCAGAGAACUUCUACCCUAGCUUCCCAUGAUUCAAUUCAUUCCAUAGGAGUGAAGAGCAAUUUCUGUACCCAAUAGAAAGGAUGCUUGGAAAGUACAAAAAAAUUGUGCGUAACAAAGCUCGACCUGAAGGAUCAAUUGCCGAAGCUUACGUCUCCCAAGAAUCUCUGAAUUUUUGUGCAAUGUAUCUUCACAAAGUGGAGACACCAUUCAACAAGAGUGAACGGAACUUUGAUGGUGGUCCUAGGCACGAGAAACUUUCAGUUUUUUCUCAACCAUCCCGCCCAAUAAUGAGCUGUUCAAGCAUUCCAUUUUCUAGUAGUGACCUGGAGGUUGCUCAUUGGUUCAUACUAACCAACUGUGAUGAGGUUAUUCCAUUCUUAGAGGAGCAUAAGGCAAUAAUGAUGCUCAGAAAUGCUGUGAACAUAGAUAACAUACACAGAAAAUUAUUUCCAUCUUGGUUUCGUGAACGGGUUCGAAGAUUAGGAGAUGAAAAUUCCCCAUUGUAUAAUGAGGAGCUAUUUGAGUUAGCAAGAGGGCCUCUACGAGCAGAAACAUAUCAAGGAUGCGUUGUAAAUGGAGUAAAGUUUGUAGUUGCAGAACGAGAUGACAAACUAACCACACAAAAUAGUGGUGUCCAUGUACCGGGAAGCCAUGACACUUGUGAUGUCGGCUAUUAUGGCAAGUUGACAAGUGUAAUUGAAUUGAUAUAUAGACAACGGUACAAGGUUCUACUGUUUAAAUGUCAUUGGUACAACACAGAUAGCGCUAAGGCAGGAAGUAUAAAACGUGAUUACCACUUAAUAUCAGUUGACACUAAAACUAGGUGGUACGACAGUGAUCCGUUUAUUCUUUCUACAAUGGCGAAACAAGUCUUCUAUGUCAAUGAUCCCAAAGCAGGUGGUAGUUGGAAAGUAGCACUAAAGAUGAGUCAUAGAAGCAUUUAUGACAUACCAGAUGUUGAAGCCAAUCUUGAAACUGAUGAUGAUAGUGAUGAUGCAUAUCAAGAAAGUUCUUCUGAUGUGCCUGAUAUGUGUCAUGGUCGAAACUAUGAAUCCAUACAAACAACAUUACAUGUAGACGAAGUUCCUCCCGCCAUGAUUGAUUUAGAGACCCUUAGUGAUGAGGAGGGAAGUGAUGAAGAUGAUGAUUUUACAUUGGAAUGCUUUUAAGCUUUUUAUUUAAAUGCUUUUUAUUUAACUGUAUUUUACACUAUCUUCAAUAUUUUAUAAUGUUUACGCUUUUGGACAUGAAGUUACAAUAUAAAGGUACAUUAAUUGUUAAACUUAAUUAAAAUGAUUUCAUAUAUUCAGUCAAUAGGAUUUGGUUGUUUCUCUAUUUGAGCAGAUGAACAGGGUUUCACAAAAGAAACGCAGUGGGAGCUCAAAGGUCAUGCCAACAUCAAAAGUGCCUAGGAUGUCACCUGCAACAGUCCCUUGAAUUUGAUCCUCUACUAUUGAGAUAUGGUGUGAAUAAUCGCAGGUGCCAAGCUCCGACUUCUUAUCCAAAUCAAACUUUGAAAUCAUUUCAGUCCUCUCCAACAGGUAAUAUGGUUUCAAAAAAAGCUACACCCACUCGAAAUGUAUUUGAGGUGUCCAAAUCAGAUAAGGUAGCACCAAUGAAAUCUACACCUUCUCCUAAACUACCUGAAAGUGCAUUCAUGACUUCCUCCCUUGGAAAUAAAACUCAGUCAAACAGUACUACUCGUGGUAUUAUAUUUGGAACUCGUCAUUCUAGGCAAAAUAAUAUGGUUCUUUCUGGUAAAAAUAUGCAAAGUGGCCCUUCAAGUGAUAAAUCUCAACCUCCACCUGAUCAUGUUAGUGAUGUUCGGCCUCAUCAUAAUCAUGAUAAAAAUGGAGAAGGUAUGCAUUACGUAAAUCUCACUGCUCAGAUUACUUAUUAUUUUCUAGAUAAUUUUCUGAUUUUUAUAUGCUGGAGCUUGCCCAACCGUUAUUUGACUUUUUUGGACUUUUAUUUCUUCCUUCUAUUUCUCAAGUAAUACUUUUAUAAAGGAGAAAUGCAACUGGAAAGGCCUAAACUUGUAGUACAUUACAAAUAUGGCUAUAUGCUAGGCAUAAUAACAUCUCCACCAGCAAAGCUUAAAUUUGCAGUACAUUAGAUUAUCGUCAUUGUUUUAGUAUGUCAGAAUAUUGGAAUAUCAAAGGCAAAAAUGAUCUUUUACUCAUUACUUCUGAUAAGAUUUAUGUGGUGUUUUUUUUAAAAUUGUCACAACAGGUGAAUCAGAGCGUCGUGGACUACACAGGACUGAAGAAAAUACUUUUAUAUCAUCAAGUCAUGAAGUUGAAACAGAGGAUGAUGCAGAGGAAUUUCCAAGAACUGAGGUUGACAAACAUGGGCGGGGACCUUGUAAACAAAUAAAGACAUCUCGUCUCGUUCGUCUUAGUAAGCAUAGAAUUGAAGUUCCGUACAACGAAGUUACCAGGAGAGCAACAAGUGCUGAGAUACAUAGCCUCCUGGUUCAUGAUGUUGGAGCUAUCAUUCGAUCACAUUGUCCCAUGGAUACAGGUUUCUGGGGGAAACUUUCUCCUGAAAAGAGAAAAGACCUUAUGGAUGAGAUCACUACAAAUUUCAAGAUCAACUUUGAAGAUCCAGAUAUUAGCGAAUACAUCAAUAGGUUAUACAAUGGAAGGUACAGAGAAUACAAGGCGGAACUGAGUAAGUAUUACAAGUCUUGUAAAACGCAUGCCAAUGCACUUGCUUCACCCCCUGAAGAGAUGGCCGAUAGAGAUGUUAAUGAUUGGGAAUGGUUGUGUAACCAUUUCAACUCAGAUAAAUUCAAGAAUUCAUCAUCUGCAAACACUAGUAACCGUUCAAAUAAGAAGGAUAAUCAUCGUACUGGUUCACGUCCUCUCUCAUACAUAGUAGAGGAUAUGCUUGCGGAUGGCUCACAGUUCCCGGAAGUUGCUGCGUUUGAGCUAACAUAUGCAGGAAAAGACAAACGUUGGACUAACGAUGCAACAAAAGAACAACAUGAACAAAUGGUUGCCAAGGCUAAUGAGUAUCUCGUAGAGAAGGCAAAGGAAUAUAACCUUCCUGAAGACACCCCUUUGAAUGAGAUACCUGUCGAUGAUCCUGAUAUUGGGCUUGAAAUUAUGACGUCUGUUUUAGGUUCCACACCAGGUCGCCUACGAGAGACAAAGCCAACAUCUAAAAAAGUGAAACACUUAGAAAAAGAAUUGGAGGUAGAACGAGCAGCACGAAAGGCUGCUGAUGCAGCUCGUAGAGAGGCAGAAGAAAAGAUGCAAAACACAUUGAGGAAUGUAGGGCAUAAAUUCAAUUCUACACUUCAAUCUUGGCAUCAAUCAUUAAUGCAAGUGGGUGUUGAUAUACCACCAUUCACUCCUUUUUCUCUUGAAGAUGGUGGAGAACAUGAGGAUGCCACUAUCAUGGAUGACUAGUUCGUCCUUACUAUUUUAAGUUUUUAGAUGAACGAAACAUUACAUUGACUACGUUUUUAAUUUCAAUUAUGUUACACAUUCCACUUUAUUAUGUGAUAAGUAUAUGUUUGAACUCAAAUUGUAAUAUUUCAUUUGGAGGUGAUUUGGAGACUUGGAG